GAGGAGAUUAUAUCGGCUCCGGGUCCGAUUUCUCUGUGGCUGUGAAGGGUUAAUAACAUCGACGAUGAUCAGAAAUUCGCAACUAUGGGAAUUACUAAGGAUUCCAUCAUGAAGAACAGCAGCACUGGAGGCUGGAAAUAUGCAAUGCUGUUGCUUGUGAAUCAAGGCAUGGCAACACUAGCAUUCUUCGGAGUUGGAGUGAAUUUGGUUUUGUUCUUGACGAGAGUUCUAGGCCAAAAUAAUUCACAGGCUGCAAAUAAUGUCAGCAAAUGGACCGGAACGGUUUAUCUUUGUUCACUGAUUGGAGCUUUCCUCAGUGAUUCUUACUGGGGCCGCUACUUAACCUGCACAAUCUUUCAGCUGAUCUUUGUUUUGGGUUUGGGACUAGUAUCAUUAUCCUCAUGGCUGUUCUUGAUCAAGCCUGAGGGCUGUGGAGAUGGAAAUUUGAGCUGCAAUCCUGCAUCUUCAGCCGGGGCUGCCCUUUUUUACUUGUCGAUUUACAUGGUUGCUUUCGGAUAUGGAGGACAUCAACCUACCAUAGCCACAUUUGGAGCAGAUCAAUUUGAUGAGAGAAACCCAAAAGAGAAAAUCUCCAAGACUGCAUUCUUUUGUUACUUUUACUUCGCACUCAACGUUGGAUCGCUGUUUUCGAACACCGUGCUGGUUUAUUACGAAGAUACAGGGAAAUGGACACUAGGAUUUUUGGUUUCAUUAUGUUCUGCCAUUAUUGCACUGGUAGCAUUUUUGCUCGGAACGCCUAAGUAUCGGUAUGUUAAACCGUGUGGUAACCCUUUACCCCGUGUGGCUCAAGUGUUCGUUGCUACAGUUAGAAAGUGGGAGAUCGAACCAGCUGAUCCAGAUGACUUGUUUGAGGUUGAAGGAUCUGAAUCUGCAAUCAAGGGCAGUCGAAAAAUUCUUCACAGUAAUGAUUUUGAAUUUCUGGACAAGGCAGCAACGAUAACAGAAUCCGACAUGAAUGAAGCGGAAAAUCCAUGGAGGCUUUGCACCGUGACACAAGUAGAAGAAGCAAAAUGCGUAAUGAAAAUGAUUCCCAUAUGGCUCUGCACCAUAAUCUAUUCUGUUGUCUUCACCCAGAUGGCGUCUCUUUUUGUCGAGCAAGGCGAUGUAAUGAAUUCCCGAGUUGGAAACUUCCACCUCCCAGCUGCAAGCAUGUCUGCAUUUGACAUCUGCAGUGUACUUAUCAGCACCGGGAUUUAUCGGCGGAUUCUCGUGCCAGUAGCCGGAAAACUAAGUGGAAAUCCCAAAGGCCUAACCGAACUUCAAAGAAUGGGAAUUGGACUAAUCAUAGGCAUGUUAGCAAUGAUUGCAGCCGGUAUAACAGAACUCGAAAGGCUUAAACAUGUUACUCCAAAUGAAAAAUCAAGCUCUUUAAGCAUAUUCUGGCAAGUCCCACAAUACGUUCUUGUUGGUUCUUCCGAAGUUUUCAUGUACGUUGGUCAGUUGGAAUUCUUCAACGGACAAGCACCGGACGGGAUCAAAAGCUUCGGUAGUUCUCUCUGUAUGGCUUCGAUUUCGCUAGGGAAUUACGUUAGCAGCUUGUUGGUUAACAUGGUAAUGGGGAUCACAGCAAGAGGUAACAAGGAUGGUUGGAUCCCUGAAAAUCUUAAUAGAGGCCAUAUGGACAGAUUCUACUUCCUUAUAGCAGUGCUUACCGGGUUUGAUUUUGUGAUUUACGUGUUUUGUGCAAGAUGGUAUAACUGCAUCAACCUUGAUGAAAGCAUAGAUCAAAAUGAUAUUCACAAGGAUGGAAAUGGAGAUCGCGGGGAAUCUAGAGCAGUUUAAGAAAUAUGGUGUAAUCAGAAUCUGCAAACAAGUUGGAAGUUGAGAUCAGGAACUGGAAAUGAGUGAAAUCAGAAAUCUAAUUUCAUUGUUGCUAGAGAAAAGUAUAAUGGAAUCUGCCAUGGAGAUAUUAAUGAAUAAAAAAUCAGUAGAAUAUUGUGAC
Messenger RNA from Carica papaya (papaya), 1963 nucleotides. The record is from RefSeq and is a predicted model, not a curated record. Lineage: Eukaryota; Viridiplantae; Streptophyta; Magnoliopsida; Brassicales; Caricaceae.